ACGCAUCAUGUAUGAACCACGACCACGAUCUGCUUGCACAUCACAACCACAUCAUUCCGGACGACUCGUGACUCCCCUCUUCUGAGCCUAUCCACUGAUGAAUGUCUGGCUCAUGGCGGAAACGCAAGACGCGCUUGAACAGUCUGCUGAACGACGACGGCGACGAAGACGCCAAGUCGCUGGCCCUGGACCGUAUUCUGCAUGGACAAACUGUCAUCGGUAAGACUUCCCGGACAACCCAGAUUGAAGAAUCAAGGUUUGGGGACAAGGACUUGGGUGUUCUCGGAACACUGGAGUUCGGCCAGUAUGGCGUGAUUGAUGUGGUCACAUGCAAGCUCAACGGCAAGACGUACAUUCGCAAGUCCGUCGAGAAGAAGUUUGCCGUGAAGACCCAAGAUCAAUGUAGCCCUCAGACAGAACGCGACAUACUGCUUCGCGCAUUGAAGAGCGAGACACGCUGGGCUCCACACUUGCUAUGCGCAUUUCAGUCCCCAACGCACCUAAACCUCGUAAUGGACUAUGCAGAGGGCGGUACCCUCUGGGAUGUCAUGGAGUCGAGCCCGCAUGAUAGUCGCGUGCUCGAGAGCGACAUUGCUUGGUGGACGCCGCAGAUUGUCAGCGCAAUCCACUGGUGCCACUCGCAAGGAUUUGUGCAUCGAGACAUCAAGCCGCAUAACUUCGUGCUCACUGCGAGCUCCCAUGUCCAGCUUAUCGACUUCGGCUCAGCGGCUCCGCUUCUUCCUCCUAAUGACGACGGCGGCCAGCUUGUUCCCAAGCGGUACUGUCUCGUCCCGUGUGGCACGUGUGACUACAUCUCCCCAGAAAUUCUGCAGUGCCACGAGGAAGCCUUGGUUGCUCUGGAGAUGUCAGAUAAUCCGGAGAACAUGUCAUCGAUAUCUGAGCACGAGCCCGGAGGGUACGGUCGCGAGACCGACUGGUGGAGCUUCGGCGCCAUGCUGUACGAGAUGGCAUACGGUGUUGCACCCUUCUUUGCUACCGAGAUUCGUCAGACAUAUAUAAAAAUUAUAGACCAUCGGCAUAGUUUGCGAUUCAGCUCUAAGAUCGCAGUAUCUGCCGAGCUACGAGAUCUUAUUAGCAGGCUGCUCAGCAGCGCAGAGCUGCGUCUCGGACGAACAUCAGUGGAAGAAAUCAUGACACAUUCAUUUUUCCAAGACAUGAAGUGGGAUGAUCUACACAAUCGGCACAAACCGGAGGGGCUCCACUUGCCCCAGUUCACGUAUGCGACUCCGCUCCCCGGGGAGGGAGAGGAGGCAGCGGGCAAUGCUUCAGACUCUAGGGCAUUUGCUUUCUCUGCAUUUUUCCAUUCUUCCCCUCUCUCCGCUGCGGUUGGCUCCUUGUUACUACCGACUCCGGGACGUACUCAACAGACCAACAAGUCAAUACUACGGGAACCCUCGGUAGCCUCAUUCAUUGGCUUCUCCUGGGGUCCUUCAACUGAUGCAUUUGACGGUGCUGAACCCAACUUAGCGCCAGUCCCUCCGAUUGCGCAGACUCCACGUCUUGUGCGGCAGCCAUUCACGCCCUUGGUGUCGAAAAUUGCGCCUGUUCAGGCUACUCCCCAGCGCUUUCCAUUGACGCCUAUGCGCCCGAGCGGUCUGACGCCUUUCCGGUCUCUGCCUCGUCCGAGCACAGCCAAACGCACUGUGCAACGAAGAGCAGUCUCGGACCGGGAAGCCUUGAAGCAACUCGUUAACUGUGUCGGCAUGUCCGCCCGCAAAAAGGUGCUGGAAAGUGGCAGGAAGCCUCGGAUUUUGACCUCCGGUAGCGCUCGCUCGCGUUCGUCCACGCUGAAGGAACUCCGCUUCGAUCGGUCGGUCAUGGUCGUGAACGGCGACAGCGGAGUCUCGUAUCGCAUGGACCCCACGACGACGACGUCCGAAUCCGGUAUCGGCACGUUGUCGUUUGCGCUAUCUGCGUCUGCAGCGUCCUCCGGUGGUGUCGAUUUAUUCAUACCGUCCGACACGGAUGGAGAGACGGAGUCUGAGGCUCCGCCGAGUCCAAGUCCAAGUCCUCGACCCGGCUCCGCAAUGUCAAUGUUGUCUAAGAGGAGCCAGACGCCUACCACCACAAAUUUCAACGGCCUGCAACCCGGGCCCCGGGGCACUCCCAACACGAAUGGCAAGGCUCACCCGUCAGCAGCUACGUUAAUCGAUCUGGUGCGGCCUCCAAGACAGCCUCAGAGUGCUACACGAGGUGACAGAAGACCAUUAUCUCCGGCUCCGCUUGUCGAGCCAGCUCAGCCUAUACACGAUACCAAAGAAUCCGUCAAGGUCACCGAGACACUCUCGUAUGACGUGCUGGACGAUUUGCAGCAUCGGCACGAAAAGCUGAUGCAGGAUAUCCUUGGUAUCACUGGACGGUUGGAAACGAUUUCGGCGAGGAUCAACACUAGAUCGUAAUUUAUGAUUCCGGUAAUUGUUGUGGCAUACAUUGACACAUGUAGCCCUACCACUCUAUACUAACAGCGGAUCGGUAUACCCUCUGAAGAGACUCAUUUUGUGUUAUGCUGCGUGCAACAACUUAGUAGUCCUCUUCGCUCCAGAGCUCGCCAAGAUGGGCUAUGGACUCUCCUGUGACGUCUUUCCAUUCAAUCCCGGGCCUCAUCUCGUCGGGUUUGACGACCUCGAACAUGUCACCCGCCCACUUGCCUCUGGUGAGUGACUGAUGCGACGACCAUCCCAUGCUUGUCGAUGGGUCUGCCGACCAGCCGAUCUGCGAUAGGAGAACAUGGCCAAGAUACAGCUCGCCGCGGAACAUCUGCUCCACCUCGCUCCCGCGCACGUACUCGUGUCUCGAGAGGUUGCAAAGAACGAGGUUCGCCUCGUUCGUGUACGUCUCGUUGACAGACAGCGACUCCAAGCCGUCAACGAGCCUACGAUACCUCUUUCUGUCAGCCUUCGAGAGCCUCAUGGACUCGAAGACCCGGUUGAGGUUCGAGAUGACGGAGUACCACUGGCCGAGCGACGAGGUGCGGCGGCGCCUGUAGGUGUCGAAGGUGAGGACAGAGAAGUCUGAGGAGCACGCGUUCGGGUCGACAGACUCCCGGCUGACGCCUAGCUGCUCGUAGACGAGGCCCUGAAUAGACGGCGGGAAGUCGUUGUCCUCGGCGUAGUCGCCGAAGCAGAUGAGAUGGUGCCCGGCCCAAGGGGCGAGCUCGGCCGCGAGCAGCUCGCAGAUCCUGUCCCCGCCGAUGCUGCCGAGCGCGUCGUGAGCCAGAGCGAGGCGGACGGCAUCAGGCAGACGGGUGAUCUUGCUGAAGAUCUCGAGGAUGAGCUCGUCUGCGAGCGAGAGCAGCCUCGAGGAUCCCCUUCGGGGAUUUGUCGGAGCAUCUGGCUCUGAGCGUGGCCUGCAUUAAUGUGGC
Molecule: messenger RNA, 3382 nt
Organism: Phanerochaete carnosa HHB-10118-sp
Lineage: Eukaryota; Fungi; Basidiomycota; Agaricomycetes; Polyporales; Phanerochaetaceae
Exons: 8
Coding region: 102-2420 (772 amino acids)
Biological process (GO): peptidyl-threonine phosphorylation; actomyosin structure organization
Cellular component (GO): cytoskeleton; cytoplasm
Molecular function (GO): ATP binding; protein serine/threonine kinase activity
Source: RefSeq, a predicted model, not a curated record